Molecule: messenger RNA, 3795 nt
Organism: Bolinopsis microptera
Lineage: Eukaryota; Metazoa; Ctenophora; Tentaculata; Lobata; Bolinopsidae
Product: WD repeat-containing protein 26-like
Exons: 12
Coding region: 382-2121 (579 amino acids)
Biological process (GO): proteasome-mediated ubiquitin-dependent protein catabolic process
Cellular component (GO): GID complex
Molecular function (GO): protein binding
Source: RefSeq, a predicted model, not a curated record
GUCGUUCGUAAUAACUUUGCAAAUCAAGGUGACAUUAAGGAGCAUUUGAAUAUUUCGUUCAAGUUUUCGUUAUACGAGUUUAACCUCUUCAACUUCUGCAGCGUUUUGGGAAACUAAACCACGGAUCACAACAGUAAUGGAUGUCAUAUAGCACCAGCACCUUCUCAAGUAGUCUGAUUGUUCUCUUCAACUUUGGAGCUGUGAUACCGCGCUGUCAGUGUUUGUACUUGUCUUCGUGGGUCCUCUAAUUCCCAGCAAGCCACAUCAGGUUUGCAAGGGAUCCCACGGGCGUUAUCUGUAGUAGGUCUGGACUCUCAAAAUCAGGCAGGGGAAGAAGGUUCACCACCUCCCCCUGCAAAACGUGCCCGACUGUCUAGUGACAUGCACACCAAUGGAAAUUCCGAUAGCUCCAAAGCAGAAACAAAUGGGUCAACAGCGGACGAAGUCGACAACGCUGAUCAUUUACAAAACAAUAAUUUGAGUAGUAAAGUUGUAAAUUUAAACGGGCACGAUUCAAAUGGAGUCAGUAGUCACUUGGGUCGAGUUUUCAUCCCCCCUCAUCAGAAAGAUACUGUCAGACUCAUCGGCCAGCACCUUCUAGAACUGGGACUACAGAAGACGGUAGACCAGCUUGUAGAAGAAGGAGGGUCUAUGUUGGAGCACCCCCUAGCGUCUCAACUCCGUAAAAACAUACUCACAGGGGAGUGGGAAAGUGCAAUGACGGUGUUCAGUGAACUGUGUGGAGCUAGUGAUACUGGAGUUGUCGAAAUGAAAUACAAGAUUCUAGAACAGAAAUAUCUUGAGCUCCUUGAAGAAGGAGAGCGGAUGAAAGCACUGCUAUGUCUCCAGGAAGAGAUAACACCCCUACAACACUGUCCCUCUAAACUCCACCUCCUGCCCUCCUUCCUCAUGACCAGCUCACCGGCUGAUUUGCGCGCCAGAGCCAAGUGGACUGGUGCUAACGGCGCCAGCAGACAGCGCCUCAUCCACAAAAUACAAGAGUUCCUGCCCUCGUCCGUGAUGUUACCCCCUAAACGACUCGAAGUGUUGCUGAAACAGGCUCUGUUACUGCAAGCUAAGAACUGUGUGUAUCACAACAGUGAUUUCGUUCCUCACCUCAGCAUUUCCACUUUACUUGAGGAUCACAACUGUACCAGAGAUUCGUUCCCUACAGAAACCAAGCAGAUAUUAGAGCACUGUGACGAAGUACAUCAUUGCACGUGGUCAAAUAACGGGCUGUAUCUCGCCACUGGUGCUCUGGAUGGUAGUCUGUAUAUCUGGAAAUAUAACCCCCAGAGAUACCAGUUAGUUGAAGAUAAGCUGAUAACAGUUACAUUUAACGUUGGAUACAUAUCCUGGUCACCUGACGACACUAUGAUAUGUGUGUGUGGUGUCGAGAAAUGUCCAGAGGCUGUCGUUUACACAGUUGCUGUUUCGGGAAACUCAGCAGUAGAAAAAUGCAGGAUAUCUCAAUCUACUGACGACGUUUUGACCUGCUGUGCUUGGUCUCCUGACAGCCGCUUCAUUUACACUGGAGGCCAGCAGGGACAAUUUUACAAAUACGAUAUACACUCAAGCACGGUCUACAAUUGGGAGGGUGUCAGAUUGCAUUCUGUCGCAACUCUCCGGGAUAACAAGACAGUGUUAGCUGCUGACAGUCAUAAGCGUGUCAGAUCGUACAAUUUCGAGGAUUACACCGACCAAACUAUUUAUGAAGACGAGAAUCAGAUAAUGAACAUGACUUUGUCAAGCGAUGAGAAGUACUGCCUUCUCACUUUGUCGAAACAGGGAUUGGUGCUGGUAGAUAUAGCGUCCGGGACGACAGUCCGGAAAUAUUUCGGUCUCCAGCAGUCAGAUACCCAAAUAAACUCAUGUUUCGGCGGCGCUAACGAACAGUUUAUUCUCAGUGGCAGCGAAGAUAAUUUGGUGUACGUGUUUAAAAGGGACUGCGGAGCUCCUAUCCUAAAACUUCCUGGUCACACCAGACUAGUUUCCUGUGUUUCCUGGAACCCUGUCUACACUGACUGUUUCGUGUCCGGAUCUGAUGAUACUAGUGUCAGAUUAUGGGGCCCUCGCAUUUCUUCAGAAGAAUCAGAAUCGAUAGUUGGGACACAGGUCUGACGCAUCUCACGUGACGUCAUAUUCCGACCCGUGACGUCACACUAGUUGAAGCUGAUAGACUCACUGCCCUCACGGACACAAAGUAUUAUAAUUAUUAAUUAUCCAAUGUGAAACGAGUCAGGUCAGGUCGCACUUGGUGUAGUGCGCAAACCAUAACAGUCCUGGCUAGGCCCACAGUUCGAUCUGUAUAAUCCAUGUUUUUGUCGUUAGCCUUUCAAUGAAAUUCACGUCAAUUCAAUGCAUUUUAUUACAAUCACAUUCAUGAUCCAUUGAAUUCAAUCCGAUACACUUAAUGCAGUUUUUGCGCCUAUUAUUUUUGUGUGACUUAUGAAAGCAUCGUUUUAAAGCCAAGAAAAUGGGUCGAUAAUUUAACCUAUAUUACAAGGUGUGGCCUGUUUAUCUUGUUUUUGUUAUUGAUAUAUGAUCAAUAAAUACAAUCUAUCCUGACCAAGAAUUUCACUAGGAACCUAUAUCGGAUCGAACUGUACCCGCGCGGCCGUUAACCUUGCGAAUCAAUAAUCUUAUCAAGCAGUUGAAGUAGUGCACUAGUAACUUAACUACUAACUUAACUACAAACUUCGCACCGCUGCUGUUUAUCAAAUUCAGGUUUUAUAUGAAUCUUUUAACUGAUUUUUAACCGGACUCGUGCCAUCUCCUGCUGUAUUAACUUAUUCCCACGUUAACAACAAAUGUUCAGUGUGCACCGUUUACUGCGUCUCUCUAAAAUUUUUAAAUAUCUGAAGAGAAGAACCUCGCCUAUAAGAACUGAGAGAGACAAACCAAUUUCAAAACUAAGCUUUCAGUAUUUAACAGUCUUGUAAAUAUUAGUAAAUAUAUUUAAUUUAUGAAAUGGAAGUUGCAGCACGAAUGGUGAAUGUUUUGAUUGGCAGAGUAACUUUGCAAGGUGUUUUUUCUUUGAAACUGUUUCGUUUUAGUCUGGUACAUAUUCAUUGUUUUAUCGUACUUAGCGAUAAGGAUGAGACUGCUCUUAAUUUAAAGGUGAUAUAUUAUAUACUGCUGCUAUUUUAUUAGUUUUACGUUGCCAUGGUAAUUUCUAUAGAGUUUUGUGUGUUGAUAUAGCGAUAUAUUUUGGGGUAAGCUCUGUUAAACAUAUUUAUCCUCUAAAAGUGGAUUUGGAUGAUAUCUCGGCCUUGUAUCAUGAAGCAAGCAAGAAUUUUAUACUGGAUAAAACAUCAUUCCUAUAAUAGUCUACUUUAUUCCCAGAAAUCAAUUUAGAAGAUAGUUAGUAUACUCUUCUGAAAAUUUAAAAAUUGAAUACUCACUACUAGUACUUGAAUUAAAACGCCCCUAUUUCUUCUCCAUAUUUUUGUCGUAUUAUGUUCUAGUGAUAGUAACAUGUGAGAUAUUAGAUAUAUAAAAUAGGUAAAUUGGAAUGAACAUUUUCUUGAUCGGUUAUGUUUCCUAAAUUGCUGCCUUACUUAUUUAAAUUAGUUUCUGGGUAUAAGUCAAUAAUAUUAUUUAAGCGUAUUUUUCCUUAUAUACUUUCACCAAAAUUCCUAACCAUAUUUGCGAUUGUUUACUAUGUGCAAAUUUGGGAGAGUAUUAUAUUAAAACCUGGAGUUCUAGAGAAUGUAUUCAGGAUGCAGGAAUUCGAAAUAACUUUUGAUAAUCAUAAAUUUUAUACAUAUUCGAGUCAAAUGUUUGAAAUGUGUC